GAGGCACUGAGUUUGAUCCUCAGCACCACAUAAAAAUAAAUAAAUAAAGAUAUUGUGUCCAUCUACAACUAAAAAAAUAUAUAUAUUUUUAAAAAUUUAAGCUUUCCGGACUAGGCCGAGCUAUAGGCGCCAUCAUGGGAAUCAACAUACGCCACAAGAAGGACCGAAAGGUUCAGCGCAAGGAGCCCAAGAGCCAGGGCAUCUACCUAGGGCUGUUGGGCAAGUUGUACAGGUUUCUGGCUAAACGAACCAAUUCUACCUUCAACCAAAUGGUACUGAAGAGGUUGUUCAUGAGUCGCACCAAUAGGCCACCUGUCUCCCUCCCUUGGAUGAUCCGGAAGAUGAAGCUUCCUGGCCGAGAAAACAAAACAGCUGUGGUCGUGGGGACCAUGACGGAUGAUGUUUGUGUUCAGGAGGUGCCCAAACUGAAAGUGUGCGCACUGCGCGUGAGCAGCCGAGCCCACAGCCGCAUCCUCAAGGCUGGGGGCAAGAUGCUCACCUUUGAUCAACUGGCCCUGGACUCCCCCAAGGUCUGUGGCACAGUCCUGCUCUUUGGUCCUCGCAAGGGCCAAGAGAUGUACCGGCAUUUUGGCAAGGCUCCUGGGAUCCCACACAGCCACACCAAACCCUACGUCCACUCCAAGGGCAGGAAAUUCGAGCAAGCCAGAGGCCAGAGAGCCAGCCAUGCCUACAAAAACUAAUCCCAGUUUUACUGUUAACAAAGAGGCUUUGAAUUUGGGGGGAAAAAAAUUUAAAUAGGUAUGAUGUAAUUCAACUGAAGUAAAGUGUCAGAUUAACAGAUCUUAUCUACAUUAGCAGGAAAUAAGAGCCAUAUCACAAGUGUUUUGAUUUUCAUUGUUAAGACCCAUUACUGAUUUAGAAGUAUUUAAACAUGAGAAAACAAAUAGGAAUCCUAAGAAAUACUUGAUUAGCCAGGCAGAAAGCAAGGAGGAAAAUAUAUUAGGUGGAGGGGAGGCAUAUUCAAUAUAUUUGGUAGCAAGAGGGUAGGACAUAUUGGAGGGCCAAAGAAAUCAGAAUGUGGCUAGAGUUCACAGUGAAAGCAAUGGAAAAUGACAAGAAGGAGCACUUAAUUCUGGUGUGGAGUCUUGUCAGGGUGGCAAUGCCAUUUGAGCUGGGCCUUGGGAUAGAUAAGAAUUUAUGUGGCAAUAAUGAGAAUGGGAAGUACUUUAGGUGUAAGUAAAGAUGCUGACAUAACUCUUUUCUCUGGGAUCUAUAUAAGAACAUCAUAAGUCAUAUUCUUUCUCACCCUGCAGUUUGG
This is a messenger RNA of Ictidomys tridecemlineatus (thirteen-lined ground squirrel), 1279 nucleotides long. Its product is annotated as large ribosomal subunit protein eL18. Gene Ontology annotation, molecular function: RNA binding; structural constituent of ribosome. Gene Ontology annotation, biological process: translation. Gene Ontology annotation, cellular component: ribosome; cytosolic large ribosomal subunit. Lineage: Eukaryota; Metazoa; Chordata; Mammalia; Rodentia; Sciuridae. The record is from RefSeq and is a predicted model, not a curated record.